This is a messenger RNA of Branchiostoma floridae (Florida lancelet), 4426 nucleotides long. Its product is annotated as PDZ domain-containing protein 7-like. Gene Ontology annotation, molecular function: protein binding. Gene Ontology annotation, cellular component: stereocilium tip; plasma membrane; cilium. Bases 245 to 4426 code for a protein of 1393 amino acids. The transcript has 25 exons. Lineage: Eukaryota; Metazoa; Chordata; Leptocardii; Amphioxiformes; Branchiostomatidae. The record is from RefSeq and is a predicted model, not a curated record.
UCACGGUUGGCUGCACUAUUGACCGGGGAGGACAGAAGCGGUUCUAGUUUUACCUUCUGCAAAACAACCCACAUUGUUCGGCGCUUCUAGCAUCGUCUUUGUAUAUUUUUCCUCAGAUAUGGCGAGGUAGGUGUUUCCAGAAACCUGUUAAGAAUGUGAGAAGAGGAUAUCCAGGAGCGAACAUGGUUGUCAGACGACUUUAAAGCGGCGAGUUUACGUCAGGAGGAAGCUGAGAUGUUGUUUGAUGACCUUUAGCUUCCCAGUCAUCACCAUGGCAACCAGGGACAUCCAACGACAACAGCACCUGAAGGUGUUCUACCGGCGAGCGCAGGAGCUGCUGCUGGACGAUGACAGGGAUUACCUGCACAGUGUGCUCAAGGAGUACCAGCAGUACAAGGCUGUGGACAGACUUGUCUCCCAGCUGUGCCAUGUGCUGGACACACCACAGAAACUGGACCUGCUGAAGGAGAUACGCAAACUCAUUCCGCCACAACACCUCCCGCACUUCGACAGACUGGCGCCGUAUCACAAGAUGGCGCAUCCCAUCCGUCCAGCCAGCCAGCACGUCAAACGGGCAGGAGCGGUGCCCAAUAAUGCCAUGGUUAAUGGCCAUGCAGACACCAAUGGCAAGCAUCCUACCUUAGAUGAAAAGAAGUCUGAGUUGAAACAUCCAGGCACUAAUGGACUGAACACCUCAGACAGCGGUGGGGGCUUUCAUGUGUUCACCAUCAACAAGGGAGACGAAGGUCUGGGGUUCAGCAUCCGAGGUGGGUCGGAGCAUGGGCUGGGGGUGUACAUCAGCAAGAUGGAUUCAGGAGGGGUAGCAGAGCGUGUUGGCCUGGAAGUGGGUGACCAGAUUCUGGAGGUCAACAACGUCAGCUUUGAGAACAUUGCCAUCAGCAGUGCCGUGAAGGUCCUGUCUGGCAGCAACCGGCUCAAACUGGUCAUCAGGCGCUGCGGCAAGAUACCUGGCUUUAAGUUCUCACGUGAGAGAACGUCAUGGUACGAUACAAUAAAACGUAAAAUCGUAGAGGGCAGUGAGGAUACAGCACGGCCAACAACACGGAGCAAUAUGAGGCUGCUCGCUGAUGGGGAUGAGAAAAAGGUCAACUUCAAGGUCAAACAGGGCAUGAUUGGGUUCAACAUCCGUGGCGGCAGCGAGUACGGGGUCGGCAUCUAUGUGUCACGGGUGGAUGUUGGCAGCCUGGCAGAACAUAACAGCAUCAAGGAAGGUGAUCAGAUACUGGACGUUAACGGGACCAGCUUCGAGAACAUCACACACACCGAGGCUGUGGAGUUCCUACGGCACCAGAACCACGUCACCAUGACCAUCAAGGAUGUGGGGAAGUAUCCAGCCUACAAGGAGAUGUUGGCAGAGUACAGCUGGGUGGCCGGCCAGGCUGGCAGGAAGGUCAUGAGGAAGGGACAGAGAAACAGACCCAGUAUUUCACCCCCAGGGCCCCUAAAGGCCACACGGCCAGUCUCCUACCAUUUUGAGGAGUCCAACCAACAAACGUCUCCUCGUGUGGAAACCUUCACACAAACUGUCCAAGACGAUAUUUCUGUGGGGACGAACUCUUCUCGUUCAGUAGAAGUUCAGACAGAGACACCCAUGUGGAAACGGUCAAGGUCGACUUCCCCUCCCGGUAGGGACCGCUCAUUAUCACCGGGAAGGGAGAAGUCGCGACAGGCCCUGGUGGAACUGAGUCAACCCUCGCGGCCUGUGAGAAGGACACAGAGUCUCACCCUGCCUACAGACAAACCAGCGAAAAGUAAAAAGGACAAGGAUGCAACUGCUACAGUGGGGAGGUCCCGCACUUUUAAAGACUUCCUCUUUAGAAAGGAAAAAGACAAAAGCAAGAAGAAAGAUUCCAAAGGAAAGGGAGACUCCAGAGGAAAAGGUGAUUCCAGAGGGAAGGGAGAUUCCAGAGGGAAAGGAGACUCCAGAGAAAAGGGUGAUUCCAGAGGAAAAAGAGAGUCGAAAGGGAAAGGAGAUUCUAAAGGGAAAGAUUCCGUAGGUAAAAAAGACUCCAAAGGCAAGAGUGACUCAAAGAUGAAGCAGUUUAUGGGUUCCUUGGGGAGGAGUGCCAAGAAGAUCAGGUCACGACCUUCAGGUUUACUGUCCAAGAACAAGUCCAGCGGCAGUGAGGAUGAGCUGGAGAAGGGAAGGUCAUCCGGCAGGUCCUCAAGGUCAAGUGACAGCGAGAGUAAAGGCAGGAAAAGUAGCAAUUCUGAAGCCUCUGGUGAUUCUGAUGACUGCAGUACUAGCAGUGCAGGAUCCCAGGACUCCCUAGGCAGCACACAAGGCAUGAACCUCGGCCGACAGCGCGGCAUUUUUGAGAAGGGCGCAGGAAGCCAGGUCAUGCACCAGGACAUGUUGUCCGUCUCUGCCGUGUCUCGGAUCGAGGAGAUGGCACGGAAACUUCUCAACGAAGAUGAGGCUAAUGCCAUCUUGAGACAUGUCAGAAGGUACGAGGCAGGGGGACCAGUUGAGGAGUUGGCGCAGUCUGUUUUAGACACCCUGGACCCACUGUACACGGAGGGGGGAACAGUGGAGGAGCUGGGACAGCCAGUCCUUGCCAUCCUGGACAAACCAGAGAAGAUCCUGGUUCUCAGGGAGAUCAGGGGGAUCAUCACACCUACCGACCUGGGCAGGUUUGACAGCAUGGUCUCACAGAGAGAGUUUGAAGCCUUGGAAGAACUCAGCACACGGCCAUAUGAUACAGAACCUUCCAAACCACCCGGUGUCCUGUCCAGUGUAUCUGCACAUUUCCAGAAGUUACAGCGGGCCCACAUCGGCUUCACUCCCCCCAGGAAACAACUGCUCCACCCCUCCCCAGACCACCAUGGGAAGUACCACCUGCGCACAGUGGAGGAGUAUGAGAGGGAGAGACUGCGCAAACUGGAACGGGAACAGAGGAAGAAGGAUCGUAAAUCGUCCAAGAAAGGAAAGGCGCCCAUUCCAUCACAUCCGCCUCCCCCACCUCCAGAUGGCGACAAGGUUUCACCAAGCAGACAGAACCCUGUGGACCUGUCCCCGCCCCUGGGGAGCCUGUCCCCACCCCUGGGUGGAGUGUCCUCGCCCAUGCCUGUUAUAGAGGAGGGUAGUGUGACCUCCAGCGUGGCCAGUAACAAGCCUGCUGGAUUCACAGUCACCCGGCUGUCAGACUCCCCCUCCCCGGUCCACCCCCCCUCUGCUGGACCCAAAGACUCCGAUGUCCAGUUCCAGGCACGGGACGUCAAGCCCGUGGACAGCGAACUGUAUCGGCUCGUCUACAUGGGAGCCGGAAACACAGGGCGCGGCAGCAUCGAGAUCGUUCCCGACGAAUCCCCAGAUACCUCAGCCAAUUGGAACCCAGUCGUAGCCAUACCAGCCAACCAGAGGGUCAAGACGGCAGCUGUCAAUCAAUCACCAACAGCCAUUGGGAAUCCCCCAAGGAGUACACCGUCUCCUACACAAGAAGCAGGCGGGUCAGACACGACGGAGGGCGCAAUGCCAAUCUAUGCAACAGUCAACAAACCCAAGUCUACAGUACAGAUCAACGGGCCAACAAACAAACCUGAAGAGAACGGUGUUGAGGAGCCUGUCGACAGCAAGGGGGCUUCCACUGGUGAGAACAGCCAGCCUGGGGUGACAGUGACAAUAUCUCCCCUCAGAGUCUCCCCACCCAUGGGCAAUGGGAAGGUGUCUCCAUCUGUCGUCAGGAAAGGGAUCUUUUUCUGGGAAAAGACGGACAGGAAAACAGACAGCUCCAAGACUAAGAAGGAGACCCUGAAGGCGCUGAACUGGGAUGAGGAGUCGAUCCGGGCCAGCACACCCAACCACGACCUGGAAGAGCAGGAGGACGACAGUUUGCACCUGGAGAAUGGGGACACCUCGACCAAUCAGGAGGAGCCACACAACACUUUUACACCAAUCAGAACAGACAACAUGGACAUUCCCCCUCCUCCAUCCUUCCAUGCCCCAAUACCCCCUGCUCCACUUCACCCUCCUGGACCACCCCCAGACAGCCACCCCCCUGAUCCCCCAUCCCUGAAUCCCCUCCGUGACCCCCCUUCCUUUUCCCUGCCCCCUCCCCCUGUACAGUCCCCAGGUGAUGAGUAUGAGGAGAUAGAGUUCCCUCCCCCUCCCCCACAGGAAGCAGCUCCCGAGGCCCCAGCUGCUGAGGAGGAGAGAACAAUAGAGCUGAUCAAGACAAGGACAUCACUAGGUAUCAGCAUCUCAGGUGGGCGGGACUCCAGAUCGCAGCCUCAGGUGAAGAUCGAGAGAGUGUUCCCCGCAGGAGCGGCACCUGGGAUGGAGAUCUUGUCUGUGGAUGGCGAGGCGCUGCAGUCCGUGACACACGCCCAGGCCGUAGACGCCAUCCGGAGAGCGUACGCUACCAAAUCCCGCACCAGAAUGGUCCUCGUGGUACGGGAUACGUGA